Marmota monax (woodchuck) is the source of this 2018-nucleotide messenger RNA. It is a transcript of the gene Il34, whose product is annotated as interleukin 34. Gene Ontology annotation, biological process: positive regulation of protein phosphorylation; positive regulation of macrophage differentiation; positive regulation of monocyte differentiation. NCBI's taxonomy places the organism in Eukaryota, Metazoa, Chordata, Mammalia, Rodentia, Sciuridae. The transcript has 7 exons. Gene Ontology annotation, molecular function: macrophage colony-stimulating factor receptor binding; cytokine activity. Bases 845 to 1564 code for a protein of 239 amino acids. The record is from RefSeq and is a predicted model, not a curated record.
GUCAAGAUCCCCAUGUUCUGGAGGGGAUCUCUUAAAACACUCCAACCUGCCUGAAAGCCAUGGUUUGAUUUCUAGGGACUCACACCAUACUUGCCCUUGGUCAGAACUGUCCCCUGACUGAUCCUCUGUGUUUGAGUCUCCUUACACUGCACUUCAAGGCAGGCUGGGGCCAUGUGGCCCUGCCCCACCCUUGCUUGGCUCCAGUUCCAACUUCCAGAGUGAAGUUGGAGCUGCAGUGGCUUACAUUCCCCGCCCUUCUCAUCAGAUGGGAAGCCUAGUUUGUGGGCUGGGGGCAGCCACAGCUUUUCCCAUCUGGUGCCCACUGCCCACAGUCCCUAGGCAUCUGCUCCAGGACUUAGAACCCCUUAAAGCUGAAAGCAAGCCUUAGAAGACCACAGCCUGGCACUCAAGCAGAGCCGGAUCUCACACUGAGCAGCUGCAGUCGGAGGAAUCAGAGAAAGCGCCAGAAAGCGCCACCCAGCCCCAGAUUCCAAGGGGCCUGCUGGGGACUCUCCUCCCCCUCCUCCUCCUCCUCCUCCUCUCCUCCUCCUCUUCGGGAAGGAAGACCCCGAGGGAGACUGCUAUCUCACACCAGCUCCUGGGCUGCCAUGGGACUAGCAGCCACCGCCCCCCAGCUGUCCUCCCCACUGCCAGGCAGAUAGGGUGGCUGCUGCCCCAGGAGCACCUGCCUGAUCCCUGCUGCCUGGCACCUCCUUUGGGGACAGCCCUUUCCUGACUCAGUGGCCACCUUUUCUGACACGUGGCCAUGUAGGUCCUGCUCAGGCUCCUGUGGACACACCGCUGGGGACAGCACCUCUGCUCUUGGGGAAGCCAGUGCACCACCAUGCCCCGGGGAUUCACCUGGCUGCGCUAUCUUGGGAUCCUCCUUGGUGUGGCCUUGGGGAAUGAGGGUUUGGAGGUGUGGCCCUUGACCCAGAAUAAGGAGUGCACCGUCACGGGCUUCCUUCGGGACAAGCUGCAGUACAGGAACCGGCUUCAGUACAUGAAACACUACUUCCCCAUCAACUACAGGAUCGGCGUGCCUUACGAGGGGGUGCUCAGGAUCGCCAACAUCACCAGGCUGAAGGCGCAGGUGAGCGAGCAGGAGCAGCGGUAUCUGUGGGUCUUGGUGAGUCUCAGUGCCACCGAGUCGGUGCAGGACGUGCUGCUUGAGGGCCACCCGUCCUGGAAGUACAUGCAGGAGGUUCAGACACUGCUGCUCAACAUCAAACAGGGCCUCCCGGAUGUGGAGAUCAGCCCCAAGGUGGAAGAGGUGUUGUCCCUCCUGAAUGUGCCGGGUCGGAGCCUGAAGCUGGUGCGGCCCAAAGCCCUGAUGGACAACUGCUUCCGGGUCAUGGAGCUGCUGUACUGCUCUUGCUGUAAACACAGCUCCAUCCUGAAAUGGCAGGAGUGCGAGGUGCCAAGUCCUCAGCCCCAUGCCUUGCAGUGUGAGGCCACCCAGCUGUACCCCCCUCCCCAGCAGACCCCCACCUCCCUGUCCCACUCCCCUGGCUCAAGCACUGGACCCCAGGUCAGGGCCCAGGGCGAGGGCCCCUUGCCCUGAUCGGCCUGUGUGCUGACCCUGGGUGGGGACACCUGAGGACUUCCGGGAGCUGGACUAGGCCCGAGACUUUGCUGUGUGAUGGGGGUCCCCGCCUUGAGAGAGGCCCUGGGGGAAGGUGUUUUUCCCCUCUGGGGGAUUCUGUGCCACCGUUGGGCUCAGCUUCCCACCUUUCAUACCUUACUUGCUCUCACUUGGAGGGCUGGGGGUCAGGGAGACCUGGUGCCACCCUCGUGGCCUCCCCUGCCUGCAGGUGGUGCUGCAGUCUCCUGGGGCCACAGCAGCCAGCGCAUCCCUGGGCAGGGACGGGGCCCACGUGGGACUCUGGGACUCACACAGAGGCUUUCCAACUGGACUGAUGGGGAGGGCUGUCCAAGGGCAGAGCCACAUGCCACAUCUUGCCACAGUGGAUGCUCUUCCAGAUCCUUUUUUUUCUAUUAAAUACCCAUUUUGUUUG